CCAAGGAUUAACAGCUGCCAGUGUCAGGGUCAGGGCUCAAGAGACCCCGAAGUGAGGAAAAGCUGCAGGGGAGGGAGGGACAGAGCCAGGGCAAGGAGGAAGAGGAGGGGCCCAGGCCGCAGCCCCGCAGAGCCUCAGCCCAGACGCAGCUGCCAGCAGAGGACGGAGGACGGACGGACGGGCAGCAGCGGCCCCGGGACGACUCUUACCGUGGCCACCACCCCAGCAGGUUCCAUGGCCUUCAAUGACCUCCUGAAGCAGGUGGGGGGCGUCGGCCGCUUCCAGCAGGUCCAGGUCGCCUUGGUGGUCCUGCCACUGCUCCUGAUGGCCUCACACAACACCCUGCAGAACUUCACAGCUGCCAUCCCCCACCACCACUGCCGGGUGCCCCCCAAUGCCAGCCUCAUUCCGGAGGAGGAGCUCGGGGCCUGGCUGCCCCGGGACGCACGGGGGAGGCCUGAGUCCUGCCUGCGCUUUGCUACCCCGAGGCGGGGACCACCCCUCACCAACAGCAGCACAGCCAACAUCACGGAGCCCUGCGUGGACGGCUGGAUCUACGACGACAGCACCUUCCCGUCCACCAUCGUGACGGAGUGGGACCUUGUGUGCUCGCACCGGGCGCUCCGCCAGCUGGCUCAGUCCCUCUACAUGGUCGGGGUGCUACUAGGUGCAGUGUCCUUCGGCCACCUGGCAGACAGGCUGGGCCGCCGCAAGGUGCUGAUCCUGAACUACCUGCAGACAGCCGUGUCGGGGACCUGCGCCGCCUAUGCCCCCAACUUCCCCCUCUACUGCACCUUCCGGCUGCUCUCUGGCAUGUCCCUGGCUAGCAUCGCCAUCAACUCCAUGACGAUAAAUGUGGAGUGGAUGCCCAUUCACACGCGCGCCUACGUGGGCACCCUGACUGGCUAUGCCUACAGCCUGGGCCAGUUCCUGCUAGCCGGCCUGGCCUACGCCGUGCCUCGGUGGCGCCACCUGCAGCUCCUGGUCUCGGUGCCCUUCUACGCCUUCUUCCUGUACUCCUGGUUCUUCACCGAGUCGGCCCGCUGGCUCUCCUCUCGAGGGAGGUUGGACCUCACACUGAGCACCCUGCAGAGAGUGGCCCGGAUCAACGGGAAGCAGGCAGAGGGCGCCAAGCUGAGCCUGGAGGUGCUCCGGACCAGUCUGCAGAAGGAACUGACCCUGGGCAAAGCCCAGGCCUCUGCCGUGGACCUGCUACGCUGCCCUGCCCUCCGCCGCCUGUUCCUCUGCCUCUCCAUGCUGUGGUUUGCCACCAGCUUUGCCUACUACGGCCUGGUCAUGGACCUGCAGGGCUUUGGGGUCAGCGUCUACCUGAUCCAGGUGAUCUUCGGUGCUGUAGAUCUGCCUGCCAAGCUCGUGUGCUUCCUGGUCAUCAAUUCCCUGGGCCGCCGGCCAGCACAGGCAGCCUCCCUCCUGCUGGCAGGCAUCUGCAUCCUGGUGAAUGCAGUGAUACCCCGAGACCAGACAAUCGUCCGCACCUCCCUCGCGGUGCUGGGGAAGGGGUGCCUGGCUUCCUCCUUCAAUUGCAUCUUCCUAUACACGGGGGAGCUGUACCCCACCAUAAUCCGGCAGACGGGCUUGGGCGUGGGCAGCACCGUGGCCCGGGUGGGCAGCAUCGUGAGCCCCCUAGUGAGCAUGACCACUGAGCUCUACCCCACCGCUCCCCUCUUCAUCUUCGGCGCCAUCCCUGUGGCCGCCAGCGCAGCCACAGCCCUGCUGCCCGAGACGAGGGGCCAGCCGCUGCCCGACACUGUGCAGGACCUGGACAGCAGGAGGACAGGGAGACUGAGGCAGCCACAGCAGGAGCAGCAGAAGCAGAUGGUGCCGCUGCAGGGCACCGCUCCGGAGAAAAACGGACUCUGAGGCCGGCCUCCUGUGGGCCCAAGCCCUGUCCCAGGAGGGGCACAGCCAUGCAGGGUCUGUGGCCCAGGGAGCCCUGCCCAAGACCACACCAUUAAAAGCUUUGACUGUG
Messenger RNA from Heterocephalus glaber (naked mole-rat), 1990 nucleotides. It is a transcript of the gene Slc22a6, whose product is annotated as solute carrier family 22 member 6. Gene Ontology annotation, molecular function: transmembrane transporter activity. Gene Ontology annotation, cellular component: membrane. The record is from RefSeq and is a predicted model, not a curated record. NCBI's taxonomy places the organism in Eukaryota, Metazoa, Chordata, Mammalia, Rodentia, Bathyergidae. Gene Ontology annotation, biological process: transmembrane transport.